GGUGCGGGCUGUACAGCUCUGGUGGUUGCCGUGGUAGCAAGGAAGCUGGAGUUGACCAAGGCGGAGAAACACGUCCACAACUUCAUGAUGGACACACAACUCACCAAGAGGAUAAAAAAUGCUGCGGCCAAUGUUCUGAGGGAGACUUGGCUCAUCUACAAACACACCAAACUACAGAAGAAGAUUGACCACUCCAGAGUCCGCAAACACCAGAGGAAGUUUCUGCAGGCCAUCCACCAACUGCGUAGUGUGAAGAUGGAGCAGAGGAAACUGAGUGAUCAGGCCAACACUCUGGUGGACCUCUCAAAGAUGCAAAGUGUGAUGUACGAGCUGAUGUCGGAGCUGAACGAUCGCAGUGAGGACCUGGAGCGGCAGAUGCUGUCUCUGGAAACGCGGGUGGAACAGCUGACCACUGGCUUCAGUGCCCUGCCUGCCCACCUGUCUGCCACGCUGUCUGCCCAGCACACCACCUUGCUCCACCUGCUCCGAGAGAGGGACUACAGGGGAGGAGGAUGGGGAGGUGCAGGUGGAGGAGGGACAGCCCUGGUCCCUGUUGCUCAGCUGGCCCCUGCCCAUGCCCUGACCCCAAGCCCAACCCUGGCCCCAGAGCCACAGCAGCCCCCAGAAGGAACCAUAGAGGGUAGCACUAGUGCCAAUACUAGCACCUCCAGUUGUUGAAGAGAGGAGGGGGAGAGGAUGGGAAGUGGAAAGAAGAGGUGAGGGUAGAGGAGGAGAUAGAGAGCCAGUAGGAAUACGGGCUGAGGAGGUCAGCCCCAAUACUAGCAACUUCAGAUGCUGCAGAGAGGAGGAGGGGGGGGGUAAGGGAGGGCAGCCAGAAGCCCAACACUAGCUCAUCCAGCUGCUAAGGAAAGGAGUAGGGAGGAGGGGU
Molecule: messenger RNA, 889 nt
Organism: Oncorhynchus kisutch (coho salmon)
Lineage: Eukaryota; Metazoa; Chordata; Actinopteri; Salmoniformes; Salmonidae
Product: small conductance calcium-activated potassium channel protein 3
Biological process (GO): potassium ion transport
Cellular component (GO): membrane
Molecular function (GO): small conductance calcium-activated potassium channel activity; calmodulin binding
Source: RefSeq, a predicted model, not a curated record